AUGCGUAUAUAUAUAUAUUGUUGAUUUCACUCAUUCAUCACUCAGUUCAGUUUAGUGGUUCAAAAGUUUCAGUUCUAUUCUUAGCGCAAAUCAGUUCAUAUAUAUCUUCAAAAUGAUUAGCACUUUAAAAACAGUUCUUAUUGCUGCUUCCAUUUUGGCCUGUUCAAUGACAUCAUCUGCUGCUCCGGCCGCUGCAUUAGUUCCUGCUGUUGCUCCAGUAGCUGUAGCAGCACCUUAUGCUAGUUCAUUUACGUCUCACAGUGUCGCUCAUUCUGUUGCCACACCAGUUGUUCCAGCAACAGCACCAUACUAUGCAGCACCCGCCGCUUAUGCUGCUGCACCUGCUGCUUAUGCCGCUGCUCCAGCAUAUGCUCCAGCUGCCUAUACCGCUGCACCAGCUACACCAUACUUCGCUCCAUAUGCAGCAUUUCCUACUUUCUUUUAAUUGAAAAUAUGAUUUGAAAAUAUGAAUUGAAAAUAAUGGCAGAAUUUGUUUAUAAAGACAAACAAUACAAAGAAAAAUGUGUUCUUAAAUAAUUUGUAAAAUAUAUUAUACGUUAUUAUUAAAUUAUAUGACAGUUUAUUUGUAAAUUAUAAAAUAACAAAAUGUUCAUUACACAAAUGAUAAAUAAAUAAAUAAAUAUUAAAAACUA
Daktulosphaira vitifoliae (grape phylloxera) is the source of this 653-nucleotide messenger RNA. RefSeq names its product cuticle protein 16.5-like. Bases 113 to 445 code for a protein of 110 amino acids. The record is from RefSeq and is a predicted model, not a curated record. NCBI's taxonomy places the organism in Eukaryota, Metazoa, Arthropoda, Insecta, Hemiptera, Phylloxeridae. The transcript has 2 exons.